AUGGCUACGAAAGUUCCAGAAACCUUCAAAAUACCGGAAUACAAAAAAUGCUUGGAGGACGUUUUCGGGCUUGAAAUCGACCGCAUUCUCGAAGACGGGUACCCAUCCAAAGUGAUGCUCGCUUACCAUGCCCAUGACAAGAAAAGACAGAAAGCCAUCAAGUACUACCUUCGUGAUGAGUCAACCGAAGGCAUCGCAGCUACAAGGCAUUUCAAAAUGGAAGCCAAAAUAUUAAGUCUUAUACGUCAUCCUCAUAUCAUGACUAUGGAUUUUUACGGGUCAUUUCCGACCUACCACGCUAUUGUUAUGCCUUAUUACGAAGAAGGAACCAUGACUGCGGUGCUGCAGGAAAUGCAUGAAGGGCUGAUCGACCACUACUGGGUGCAGAUAUGUGCAGCGGUCAAGUACUUGCAUGAUAAUUGUAUCGUUCACAGGGAUAUAAAGACUGAUAAUGUGCUUAUCACCAACAGAAACAACAUCAUCUUGACGGAUUUUGGACUGUCGUGUAUCGUACGGAAGGGUUCGAGCUUGGUCGAUGGCCACAAGGGAACCCCGGGUUUUACAUCACCGGAGAUGGAGCUGAUGAAGCCGUACGACGGGUUUAAGGCGGACAUGUUUUCUAUGGGCGUGGUCUUGUGGUGUAUGCACUUCCGGCAGGACAUCAUGGAACAGAGGCCCAAGGCCAGCUACAUGUACUAUGUCCAGAGGAGCAAGAAACUCAAGAAGAUAGACAGAAAUUUCUUGAUUAACUUGCUGGAACCCAACCCGUCUGCCCGCUGGUCAAUCUACAAGAUGAUCGACUCCCUGACCGACCCCCGGAGAUUUGUGCACAGGGUGGAGAAAUUGAAAGGUCAGAGUUGA
This is a messenger RNA of Physella acuta, 861 nucleotides long. RefSeq lists its product as uncharacterized. Gene Ontology annotation, molecular function: ATP binding; protein serine/threonine kinase activity. Gene Ontology annotation, biological process: protein phosphorylation; intracellular signal transduction. The record is from RefSeq and is a predicted model, not a curated record. Lineage: Eukaryota; Metazoa; Mollusca; Gastropoda; Physidae. Gene Ontology annotation, cellular component: cytoplasm.